UGCUGAGAUAGGAUACAGUACAGGUCAUCUCUUGACUUUUAUGAACUCAGUCUACGUCAGUCUUUCGGCGGACCUACACAAUGAGCACUUCAGACAUAGUGUGGGCCAAAUUAUUUCCAGUGUGUUGGUGUAAAACAAUAUUAGUUGUCAUUUUAAAUCUUUUAUUUGUAACGUCCGGUGAAAAUAUUUUCAAACCAGGGAAGCAAUAUACGUAUUCAUACUUUGCGGAAUCAAGUUCGGGAGUUUUGUUACCAUCCAAAGCUGCUUCUUCAUGGGGGUUACAGGGAACACUUAUUGUUCAGACGACUGAAGAUGCUGCUUACAUACGGUUAAACGAUUUAGAAACGUUUAUAUGGAAUGGAGAAUUUAAUCAGCGGUCAGUUUUUGAUUCCCUAGACUUUGAGGUCAAAGAUCAAGUUCCAGAACUUUUAAAAGCCUUUCAAGUAGUCUACAAAAAUGGACUUCUCACCAAUUUUAGCGUUGAAACUGAAGCUAUUUGGGUUACUAAUAUUAAACGAAGUAUCGCUAGUAUUUUUCAACUUGAUUUAAACAAUUUAGAAAAGGAAGUUGCUUUUCAUUCAGAAGAGAAUACUCAUUAUGGCCGUUGCAACAUUGAAAACAUUGUUACAUCACAAACAGAUGAUGAGAUGUGGAUUCGAAAAUUUUUUGAUCCCCGUACAUGCAUUGGACAUCCCCAAUGGACCUGGACCAAUGUCCCUCGAAUGCAAUGCCCAACUGGAGAUGAAAAUCCAAUUAUCAAAUCAAGCGAAAAAUUAUAUAAAUUAAAAUUAGACGGAAAUGAUACAGAAAUAGUUUUUAUCAACGCUACUGGUGGGAUUUAUGUUCAACCAUUUCGAAGCACUAGUGAAGCUCAAUUUUUGUUCACUCGACAAAUUUUUGGACUGAUUGACGUGAAAGAUAAACAUGAAUACAUACCAGAAGAUAAAUUCCAUGAAGUUAAUCUACAGUAUGAGCUUCCGGAGGACGAAUUAUCACCAGAAAGAGUUGCAUAUGAGAAGGAGCAUAUUUUUAAAUCAAUAUCUGUAUUGUUGGAUCGAUUAAGUCAAAGAUUAGAAAAUCCUGGAUUGGAUACUGAGAUAAAUAAUUUACAUAAUACAACUAUUUCAAUAUUAUUAUAUUAUCUUGGUAAAUUUAAUCAAACUGAUUUAGAAGCAGCUUACAACAAUAUUUCAGGAACAAGCUAUAAAGAAGAAACGAUCAGAAACAUGUUUCUUGAAACAGUUCCACAAGUUGGUACAAGGCACUCAGUGUUAUUUGUUUUGGAUUUAAUUGUCCAAAAAAAAGUAUCAGACAUCACAGCGAUGCAACUACUUACUCAGUUACCAUUUCAUAUCAGAAAACCUGAUGUUCAGUUAUUGGAUCAAACAAAAGUUUUGAUUGAUCUUCCAGAAAAAAUAUCAUCAGGAGUUCGGAACACAGGAAUUUUAACUUUUGGGACUUUAAUUUACAAAACCUGUUUGGUUCAUUGUUCGUAUGAAGUUCUAGACGAUUUUGUGAGAAUUUAUUUAGAUAGAUUUACAGAGAGCGAUACCUAUGAAAUGAAAAUGAUAUGGUUAGAAGGAUUAUCUAAUAUACAGCUUGGAAGAGUUGUUGAAUUUUUGGAACCGAUUGCUAGUGGAAUUAGUGAAAAUUCUAAACAUCUAAGAGUUUUGGCUGCGUGGGCCUCGCUUCCUACAGCUUAUUCUAGACCUGACAUUAUUUACAGAGCUUAUUGGCCAAUUCUUGUUAAUCAAACAGAGUAUUUAGAGAUGAGGAUAGCAGCUUUAACUCUUUUAAUUGCUUCUAAUCCAUCAUCAAAUCGAAUAUUUGCGCUUUAUUGGUACAUGCGAGGUGAAACUAAUCAACAUUUGGUCAAUUAUUUUUAUACAACUCUAAAAUCGAUGGAAAGAACGAAUUACCCUUGCUACAAACACAUUGGAGCUAUUGCAGCACAAUUUGCUAGAAUUUUAACAAAACCUCAUACUGAUGAACGCAUAAUGACUGGAAAUUAUAUUUUUGACUAUCAAGAUACCAAAAGAAAUUUCGGUGCUAUGGUGCAGAAUAUUAUCAUUGCUAGCCCACGUUCUAACAUUCCUGAAAUUGCUCAUAUUACACUUAACAAUCAUGGGUCUGGAACUCAUUUCAACCAAAUUUCUCUACACAUUAAAGCAGUUGGAGUUAUGCCAACAUUAUCCAAUUAUAUAGAAAACUUUGUUCGCAUCAAAGAUAUUCUUAAAGAAUUUAAGCUUGAAGAAAAACCAUCAGAACCACCUCAUAUUGAAAUAAUCGCUCGAAUUCAACAAAAAGCUGUUUUUUGUUUGCAUUUUAAUAAAACAAACAUUGAAAAUGCACUUUCAUAUUUACGAGCACUUCCAGAGAAUAGUUUUCAAAUCUAUCAAAGCAUGGAGUUUCAUAUAAAUCAACAACGAAUUAAUAUACCACUAACAAUGGAAUCAAUUCAAGUAACUGAUCUAGGAACAAAUGUAAGACUUGCAGCUACAGCUAAUUCUCUUUUUUCAAUGAGAGGAAAUUUCACAUAUCUUUUUGGUGGUCGAAACAAUCAUGUCAUAUUACGCACAGCUAUUCACGGAUCCGAAAUUGUUGAAAAUUAUAAUCCACUGAUUGAUGUUUGGCAUUCUGCUGAGAGAACUCAAUCAAUUCACGGAUAUCUCCCAACAAAUGUGACAGUUGGCCUUCAAGAAAAAUUAUUCCUAUCGUAUAUUACGCCUUCUGAAGAUUUAAAAACUGGUAUUAUUGCCCACGCAAUGACAACUACAACGAUUAGAGGUAUAAAUGCUACUGCAAAAUUGAAAAAAAUAUGUAAAAACUGUAUUGGAUCAUAUACAGUUAAAAAAAAGCCUCAAGAUGCAUUGCAGGAUACUGUAAUUUUUGAUUCUGUAUUACCCGAAUUGGGUGGCCAAUUCCAAGUAAGAGUUUUCGAUUGUGAUCCGGAAAUUGCCAGAGAUGAAUUAUUUACUGAUAUCUGGUUAUCUCACCAAAGCAACUAUGAAACUUGGUUUGGAGCGAAAUUACUUCUAUUAGGAUUCCAUGCUAUGGACUACUUCAGCUAUGCACCCCCAAGAGGAAGCUGCGGAGUUGCCAUGUACAUCGAACCAUCAACUAUUCAACCUUCUGAGGUAAAAUUAGAGUUUGCUAUAAAUGGUAAAUAUUAUCUGCUGUCACUCACACGAAGUGAAUUAGGAGACAUGAAAGUUUUACAACAAUGGAAUUUAGCUGCUUUGUAUGAAUCAACUUCGUGGGUAACAGAUACGUUAAAGAUAAAGGCCAGUAAAUCUGUACCUGGUGAACAAUUUAUGAAGGUAUGUUUAGAGAUAGAUCGAAUAACACCAUGGACUUGGGACUAUUUUAGUUUAAAACCCAGUGAUCCAGCAUCAAUAAAGCUGAGUCUAGUGUGGGGAUUAUCAGACAGUCUAAAAGGCAAGUGUUCAGGAUCAUCACUUCUUUUAAAUAUGGUUGGAGAAGUAAGCAAAGAACAGAUAAACCAAAGUAAGAUGGAUAAAUGGCCUUAUAAUGAAUGCCGACGACAAGCUAAAGGAAAAACUGAUGUGCCUUAUACUGAGGCUUGUUAUCAAGCAUCUCGAGAACUCUCCACCCUAAGAAAGUACGAAAUAUUUGUCGAGUCUGAAAAUUUGCCAGAAAAAUUGGAACAAUUGAUUUGGAAAUUACGAGCUUUAUAUGAUGUCAUAGGAGGAAACAGUAGUCAUUUAUCAAAUAUUGAUCGAUAUUUGAUUGGAGUAACAUUUCCGGAAGAUAGUACCAAAGCCGUUAUGUAUGUGAAUCAUAACAAGAUACCAAUUAAAUACGAUGGAGAAUUUGUGGAUAUGUUUUUAACAAGAACUCGGUUACAUAGAUAUAUCGACAAUGCUUUUCUACGAACAUUUUUCAGCUUUUGUGUAAUUACUCCUACAAUGAUAAAAUCAGCUCACAAUAUAACUCGUCCACUAGAAAGAAAUAGAGAAGUAUUGGUUCUAGGUCAAUGUUACGACGAAAAUCCAGGAUUUGUUUUAACAGCCGUUAGCACUGAAGCUGGAGUUACGUUACAUCUUAGUGACGAUAGUAAUUAUCUAAAAAUAGUGCCAGAUGAUGAAGGAGGAACUGUAUAUAACUUCACUGAUCCCUUACCUAUCACAAGAGAUUUCUCGUGGAAUAAAGUCAACGAAAAAAGGUUUAGAUCGGACAAAAAUUCAAUUCACAUCUUACUGAAUAACAACAUCCCAUUCAUACAUUUUACUAAAGAACAAAUAUUAAUUUUCUUCCCAAAUUAUAUUCAAGAAUUCACAUGUGGUGUUUGUACUGCUCGAUAUUUCAAUGUAGCAGGAUUAUACGAUAAAAAAGUAUAGUUUUAGAAAAAAUAUUUAUUAAAUAGAUGUAAGAUUUAUUUUAGAUAUAACUAUUAUUAUUAAUACCGAUUAUACUAUCAUAAUUAUUAUCACUUUUGUAGAAAUUAUUACUUUAAAUUUU
Molecule: messenger RNA, 4482 nt
Organism: Chelonus insularis
Lineage: Eukaryota; Metazoa; Arthropoda; Insecta; Hymenoptera; Braconidae
Gene: cv-d
Product: crossveinless d
Exons: 20
Coding region: 81-4361 (1426 amino acids)
Biological process (GO): lipid transport
Molecular function (GO): lipid carrier activity
Source: RefSeq, a predicted model, not a curated record